CUGCAUCGCACUUCACCUAACACUGGCAGCAUGGAGGCGAGGAGCCAGGAAGAUCAAGAAAGAGAGAUUCGAGACCUUCUGCGGCAAGCGGAACGCAAGCCGUUGAAGUCGCCUGCGCGUAGGAAUGCUCUGAAGCGGCUGAUCGACCUUGCGCAUUCUCCAUACCCUAAAUUGAAGGCGAUUGCAGCGCAUAACCUCAAGACAUUUAUCACAGACUUUCCUGACCUGGAGGACGAUGCUAUCAAUGCCGUGUACGAUCUAUGCGAGGACCCGGUGACGAAGGUCCGUAUCAGUGGUUAUGCUGCGAUCGUGGACGUGUCAAGAGAGCAGUUGAAGUGGGUCAAAAGGAAUGCUGAUGUGUUGGUACAAUUGCUGCAAAGUGAUGAACCCGACGAAGUGACAUACGUGAAGAGAGCCCUCAAUCAACACCUUGACAUGGAUCCAGCCACAACGUUAGGCGUACUGUGCGACCAAAUCAUCCCCAUGGAUGAGCCUUUGGACGAAGAGGAGCAAAUAAUCCGCAGUCGACUGCGCUCCCUUGUUCUAUCAUUCAUGACAGGCGAAGCCAAGCGCGCUAUCAUUGACCGCCAUACAAGCACACCAGGCAGCGUAGCUGAGGAAACUCUUGUUAUGGGGCUAUUGAAGGCUGUGGAGAAGCUAACACCUGCAGACGUUGACGUGAUUGUGAAAGAGAUCCUCUUAGCAUUACCCUCCUUCAAACCUUCUUCUCCGCGAAGCAAACAGCUAUUGGAGGUCGUGCUGGACCGCACAAAAGCAUUGCUGAAGAGUGAUCUCUCGUCUGGCAGCGAUCGUUCUCCACUUACAAACGUGCGCUAUUGGCUGGAUCUCGCUGCAUAUAUCGCGCUAGAGAACCGUGUCGCACAUCCAUCGGACCUCCUACGCUUUUACUUCACGACACUGUCGUCGAGAAUGAUGCUGCUUAGGCUCGAUGAGGAUGCUCAGUUCUUCGUGCUGUCCAGAAUUGCAGAUGCCCUUUCGGCGUAUGAGAAGGGACCGCCAGAGGGAUCGAGCUCAACUCAUGCGGAGGAUGCGCUGCUCCGCAAGCAGACUCCGGAUAUAUGUGUGGUGUUGCUGCAGAUUUUCUCGGAAGCAAAUGCUGCGCAAAGGCCUUGGAAAGCCUGCCGCACGUUCCUGAGAACUUGUUUACGACAUAAGAAGGAAUACAAAUGGACAGUACCAUCCCAUCUUCUUCCAAUAUUGCAAAGCAUACAAGGUUCUGCUGAAAUACAAGCACGAGAAGGCAGAUUGGAUAAUGUUGAAGAUAUCCAAAGCCUCAUAAGGUCACUUCUCCAGCCUGUCAGCAAGCCAAUGCCGGUGGUGUCGAAGGCCCCAGCAGCAGCAGUCACUAACACAUCAGAAGGUAUGAGUAGCAGCAGUGCAACAGUCAAGUCGGAGCGUCGAAUCAUGAACGUUAAGAGGAAACGUGAAGGCCGUCCUGCAGGCUUGCCACCCCGGCCUGUCACGACGCCCCCGGCUAACGGUAAUGGGUCAGCGGCAAUCGGAGCUCGCCCAGAACAAGGCAAGCGGGCCUCCGUUGAAUACCGUCAACGGGCGACAACUGUACCAGCGACGGUGGGAACACAGGAGAGUGGACACUCGAUUCCUUCCGACGAUCAACCACGGGCUACGAAACGGGCGAAGAAGGGUGGUGGGGUGGAGGGAGCGAAAGAGGUCCCAUCUUUGCUGAGCCGUCUGGAGACUGUGACGAUGAAUGACAAGGCGUCUGUCGAGCGAGCUGCAUCUAUCUUGGCAGGCAAGCGUCGCGUCGAAUCCGCGCCAGUUUUGCUCGGCAGCUCGCAAGAGACGUCGUCGGAUGUAGACAUGCGUCCGGUGGAGGGUUACAGCAUCAAAGGCGCGGCCACUCGCGUGACAUCGCCAGAUGAUUUGGGACCAAUAAAAACAUCGCUAUUAGAUCGGUUGCAGAGCGCUAGUAUCGGCCGGGGCGUCGGCGGGCAGAUGAAGAAGAGAAGGACUAGAUCGUAAUGGUCAUGAAGGGAUGGAUGCCAUAGCUGUAAUAGCUUGUAAUAGGUUCCAUCGUAUGUUGCGUAAUUAGGGACAAGAACAUAUCGCCUCGUCAUUCGUUCAAGACGCGACAUUGGUAUAUCACUGGAAAGAGGUAUCGAAGCGCAGGGUGAAUGAUAUGAUAC
Molecule: messenger RNA, 2168 nt
Organism: Laetiporus sulphureus 93-53
Lineage: Eukaryota; Fungi; Basidiomycota; Agaricomycetes; Polyporales; Laetiporaceae
Exons: 8
Coding region: 31-2004 (657 amino acids)
Biological process (GO): negative regulation of apoptotic process
Cellular component (GO): nucleus
Molecular function (GO): RNA binding
Source: RefSeq, a predicted model, not a curated record